Messenger RNA from Anthonomus grandis grandis, 1711 nucleotides. RefSeq names its product probable FAD synthase. The transcript has 3 exons. Gene Ontology annotation, biological process: FAD biosynthetic process. The record is from RefSeq and is a predicted model, not a curated record. Lineage: Eukaryota; Metazoa; Arthropoda; Insecta; Coleoptera; Curculionidae. Gene Ontology annotation, molecular function: FMN adenylyltransferase activity. The coding region runs from base 196 to 1524 and encodes 442 amino acids.
AAACUAGGCGGUGGCAACCUGGCCCAGGGUACACAUAACCUCAAACUUACGCUUUAACAAGUAUAUAAACAAAAAUUCACCAGUUACGAAAGCUAAAAAUGAUUUUUUACAGAAACCGUGUCGUGUCACUCGUAGAAAUCGCUUUCUAGCGUUAAUUUGACCCUUUCGCUAAGCAUUUACUUCGAUAGUCUCGCCAUGAAACUCGAAACUGCGGCAAUAUUGGCCCAGAAGGGCCCUAGUGACCUUUCACUCUCCACCAAUAAAAUAUCGAAUUUUUUAACUAUUUUGGGGUACCAAGUGAAAGCUGUUUCCAGUGUUGAGGCAAAUCACCGUGCAAUAGCCCAGGAGCUGAAAGUCUUAACGAGAUCGUGUGAUAUUGUAGUGGUUUUAUCUCAGGGGGAUGCCCAAAGUGUGUCCGAGGCCCUUGGCUGGAUGACUUCUCAAGAAUUAGUGACCAUUAACGAGUUAACUGGUUAUGGCGUAAGCCCCUUAUGGCCUGCAGGGACGAAACUACUUAAAAACCAAGCCGCUUGCCCAGUAGUGCACUUAAGAAGAAUUUUUGUGCUGAAUAGUUCGUUUAUGGAGCAACAGCUAGGCUCCCCAUUAAAAAACCAUUUAAAACAGUAUAGCGAAGCCCCGAUAUACGCGAAAACCUUCCAAAUCACUUUGAACGGUUCCCAAAAACGUAUUGAGGAACUCAGGGGAAUUGUGGACAUACAGUUUGGGAAAUCCACCAAUGGCCAGGAUGAAGUUACACUGUCGAGCCCCAAAUUUGAAAAUGUUGUUGAUGGGGAGGUCGAGUUAAAAAAGAGGGUUGCCGGGCACAUAUUGGGUUCCAGUUGGGUCAAUUCUAAGGCCGAUUUGGUUUAUUCUAGUGAGGACAGCAAUGUUCGGCAAUCAAUUAAUAUCAUCGAAAACUGCUUGAAAACCUUCGGUCCCGAAAACAUAUUUCUCAGUUUCAACGGUGGUAAAGACUGCACCGUCCUGUUGCACCUCCUCCAAACCGUUUUAAAAAAACUCUUCCCGAAUGUGAGGAGGAAACUGUUCUGCCUGUACGUGAGGAGCACCAACACGUUCCAGGAACAGGACGAUUUUAUCGAACGGUGCAGGAUCUUUUACAAUUUAGAGGUGCAUAGUUCUACUAUGAGCAUUAAAGAGGCCCUGAGGAGCGUUUUAGCGAAAAAACCGCAUUUUCAGGUGUGCUUUAUGGGCUCCAGGAGGACGGAUCCUUAUUGUUCCGACCUGAAUUUCAUGCAGAUGACCGAUCCGGACUGGCCCCAGAUAAUGCGCUGCAGUCCGUUCCUGGACUGGCAUUAUUCCGAUAUUUGGGACUAUUUGCUUUACUAUAAAGUGCCUUACUGUAAAUUAUACGACAGUGGGUACACUUCCCUAGGGAGUUCCACGAACACCAUCAGGAAUCCCACCCUGGUGUGCUCAAAUUGUUCGGAAAACGCUUAUUUGCCCGCCUAUAAGAUGCUUAACGAGAAGGAGGAGAGGAGCGGAAGGAAUGUUAGCAAAAUUUAAUUAUAUGAAUUGAAUAGGCUUUUUUUAAUUUAAAAAAUAUACAUUUUACACAAUAGAAAAGUAAUUUUCUCGUAUCGGUCCACUUAAAAUAGCAAGAUAAGCGAAAAUGAGUAAUUAUUAGGCAGAUAGAACCACUCAAGUGUAUUAUACGUUUUUGUUCCAUAUUUAUUAAAAUUAUUUAUGUUAA